AACACUGUGCUACAUCUGAUGGUUUGAAAGAUAAUGUCCCCUCAGGAGACCUUUGUUGCUGCGGCCCGUAAAUGUCUACGCGUGGGGAGAAAAUCACUCUCCGUCCCUCAGAGUUUGAACCUUGCCGGCAUGGUCCUGGCUGUCGAUCUGGGUUUAAAACCCGCUCUGUUGUACGACAGCAACGGGGCCGGAUCAGAGCAGGUGCAGCAGUACGUCAGCGCACUGCAGUGUUCUCAGCUUGUGUCUAAAUCAAUUCUCACAUUGGAUUUCAGUGGAAACACACUUGUCGUUAAUCCACUCACAGUCAGAAGAAAUUUAGAGCAGGUUCUGUGUGGCAGCAGCAGCAACAGCAGCAGCGUCAGAGUGUACACUCUUCGCCACUCACUGGAGAAACCAGUCGUCAGUGAUGGGUUCACACCAGAGCUUCAGAGCGUAACACGAGAGUUGCUGCUUGUUCUGAGGGCGUGUGAGCAGCUGACGCAGGCUGAGAAACCGCUUUGUGUUGAGGAGAAAUGCAGAGGUUGGAACCUGUGCACCGUCUUCGGUCUGUUGCUGGGUUACCCCGUGACCUACUGGUUUGAUCAGACCAGCAGCUUUGAAAACUGUCUGUCGAUGACGCCCCUGAUGGUUACCACAGCUACAGCGACGUGGCAGACGGGCAGCGAUGACCACAGAUGUUGUCUGUUUUCGUUCAGUGUCCCUGCAGUUCUGCUCACACAGACACGGUCCGACCUGGACUCCUGGAGACUUCAUCUACAGGAACGAUUUCAGCGUCAAAGUGUCUUUAAAGAUCUUGUCAUUUGUCAGAACACAGUAACUCUGCCAUCUGUCUGUCUGUGAUGUCUUACACUCUUACAGAUCAUUCUGGUGCAUUUGUCUCUUCAAUAAACUCUGUCAAAGAAGCUGA
Messenger RNA from Cynoglossus semilaevis (tongue sole), 907 nucleotides. It is a transcript of the gene c11h1orf74, whose product is annotated as chromosome 11 C1orf74 homolog. The transcript has a single exon. The record is from RefSeq and is a predicted model, not a curated record. The coding region runs from base 34 to 840 and encodes 268 amino acids. NCBI's taxonomy places the organism in Eukaryota, Metazoa, Chordata, Actinopteri, Pleuronectiformes, Cynoglossidae.